Conger conger (European conger) is the source of this 2444-nucleotide messenger RNA. RefSeq names its product sodium- and chloride-dependent taurine transporter-like. Gene Ontology annotation, molecular function: taurine:sodium symporter activity. The coding region runs from base 214 to 2112 and encodes 632 amino acids. The transcript is spliced from 14 exons. The record is from RefSeq and is a predicted model, not a curated record. Gene Ontology annotation, cellular component: plasma membrane. Lineage: Eukaryota; Metazoa; Chordata; Actinopteri; Anguilliformes; Congridae. Gene Ontology annotation, biological process: taurine transmembrane transport; neurotransmitter transport; sodium ion transmembrane transport.
CUUUAAGAGGACGCUCUCCUGUUGCAUGGGAGAAUCUGGCUGGUAUUUUUCCACUCAAACUUGAUGUCUUAUGGUCAUCCGUUUUAAAAAAACAAAGGUCAGAAAGAAAAGCUUAUGAAUUAUUUUUUGUGCGCGUUACUGUCGCAUUCUACUUUAAGCCGCCGAACAUCAAACAAGGAGCAUUCGCAGAAAUAAAAGAAAUCUUUACACAGCAUGGCUCAGAAGGAGAAGCUGCAGUGCCUGAAGGACUUCCAUAAGGACACGCUGAAGCCGUCGCCGGGGAAGAGCCCGGGCACACGCCCGGAGGACGAGGCCGAGGGCAAGGCCCCGCAGCGCGAGAAGUGGGCCAGCAAGCUGGACUUCGUCCUGUCCGUCGCCGGAGGCUUUGUGGGUUUAGGGAACGUGUGGCGCUUCCCCUACCUCUGCUACAAGAACGGCGGUGGGGCCUUCCUCAUCCCGUACUUCAUCUUCCUCUUCGGCGGGGGCCUGCCGGUGUUCUUCCUGGAAGUGGCGCUGGGGCAGUACACCUCAGAGGGGGGCAUCACCUGCUGGCAGAAGCUGUGCCCCAUCUUCACUGGUAUCGGCUACGCCUCCAUCGUCAUUGUGUCCCUGCUGAACGUGUACUACAUCGUGAUCCUGGCCUGGGGCCUGUACUACCUGUUCCAGUGCUUCCAGACGGACCUGCCCUGGUCGCGCUGCAAGCAGAGCUGGAACACGGACAGCUGUGUGGAGGACAUCGUGCGCAAGAACAAGAGCCUGUGGCUGGCCUCCAACGUCACCAACUUCACCUCUCCCGUCAUCGAGUUCUGGGAACGGAAGGUGCUGAACAUCUCCAGUGGGAUAGAGGAUCUGGGGGGGGUGAAGCCGGAUCUGGCGCUCUGCCUCCUGGCUGUGUGGGUCGUCUGCUUCUUCUGCAUCUGGAAGGGAGUCAAAUCCACCGGCAAGGUGGUGUAUGUGACGGCCACCUUCCCCUUCGUCAUGCUGAUCGUGCUGCUGGUGCGCGGCGUGACCCUGCCUGGAGCUUCAGAGGGGAUCAAAUUCUACCUGUACCCCGACCUGUCCCGCCUGAGAGACCCUGAGGUGUGGAUCGAUGCCGGGACGCAGAUAUUCUUCUCCUACGCCAUCUGCCUGGGCGCCAUGACGUCACUCGGGAGCUACAACAAGUACAAAUACAACUGCUACAGGGACUGUUUGCUGCUGGGAGGCCUGAACAGCGGUACCAGCUUUGUCUCAGGAUUCGCCAUAUUUUCGGUCCUGGGCUUCAUGGCACAAGAGCAAGGGGUGGACAUAGCCGAUGUGGCAGAGUCAGGACCCGGCCUGGCCUUCAUCGCGUACCCCAAGGCUGUGUCCAUGAUGCCCAUGCCCACACUCUGGGCCAUCCUCUUCUUCAUCAUGCUUCUGCUCCUGGGGCUCGACAGCCAGUUUGUGGAAGUGGAGGGACAGAUCACCUCGCUGGUGGAUCUGCACCCGUCCUUCCUACGGAAGGGUUACCGGCGGGAAAUGUUCAUCGCUGCGCUCUGUUUGACCAGCUACCUCCUGGGGCUCGCCAUGGUUACCAAGGGGGGGAUGUACGUGUUCCAGCUGUUCGAUUAUUAUGCAGCCAGUGGUGUGUGCCUGCUGUGGGUGGCAUUCUUUGAAUGUGUUGCAGUAGCCUGGGUUUAUGGCGCUGAUAAUUUCUAUGAUGCGAUCGAGGACAUGAUUGGAUACAGACCAAAUCCCUGGAUGAAGUGGAGCUGGAUGAUCAUCACCCCUGUGCUGUGUAUGGGAUGCUUCCUGUUCUCGCUGGUCCGGUACAAGCCGCUGACCUACAAUAAGGUGUACCAGUACCCGGACUGGGCCAUUGGGCUCGGGUGGGUUCUGGCCAUGGCAUCCAUGAUCUGCAUUCCCAUGGUGGUUGUCAUCAAGAUCAUCCAGUCAGAGGGGCCAUUGAUAGAGCGGAUCAAAGCUGUGGCCGCUCCCGUGAAGGGGGGGGCCAGCUCGCGCCCCCCCGACCACCGGCCGAAGACGAAGACGAAGACGAAGACGAAGGCCGACCUGGCGUACCCCACGGACCCCGAGAGCAGCCAGGGUCUGCUGCAGCCGCCGCAGACCAUCGUAGAGACCAUGAUGUAAUCUCUCCGCCAGAGCUACGCAACGGCCCGCUAACUCCCCGGCCGCGCUGUCGCUAACUCUCACAGGCGUAGGAGCAGGUUUACGUCGGCUACACAUCUAUCUGCACUAGGAGCAUUUUUUGUUUUCUACAGAAUAAGAUACAUAUUGUCGUUGUUGUUGUUGUUUUUUUUUCUUUUCUUGGUGCUUUUACUAUAUUUUGUAUGAUAUUGUUACUGGUUUUAUCAUCGCUGUAGCUUGUGGAAGAAUCGGACUCGGAUUGAGGCAGUGUUGUAUAAUAGGGUUAAAGCUCAGUUUAGCCGUUUCUGACCUCCUUCCUGUAGGGGGGGGCUGUG